Molecule: messenger RNA, 1924 nt
Organism: Solanum dulcamara
Lineage: Eukaryota; Viridiplantae; Streptophyta; Magnoliopsida; Solanales; Solanaceae
Product: protein ALP1-like
Exons: 2
Coding region: 225-1583 (452 amino acids)
Source: RefSeq, a predicted model, not a curated record
GAAAAUGAAUUUCUAUUAAGAUGGCUUAAAUUUCCAUUGCACUAAACACUAAGAUGGGCUUAUUUGCUACGUUGCGAAACUACAUGGACUUAUUUGCUCUUCUGCUAUUAAUUCUUCCACCCCCACUCCUCCCACUCGUCGUCAAAUAUGAAUUGUCUUGAUUGACAUUGCCGCCGGUGGCUGCAAAUCCUGUCGGUCGUCUCCGGCAAAGUCGACCCGCAACAAUGGAUCAAUCUUUCCUGCUGAUGCUAACAAAUCUUCUUCACCUCCACAACCACCUUGACCCCACCACCUCUCUUCUCUCCGAUUCCACCUCAUCCUACUCUUCCUCCGUCGCUUCACCCACAUCCCCUACUUCCCUCCUCACCUCUACCUCCGCCGCCCCUCUCCUCUUCUUCACCAUCGCAUCCGUUCUCUCCUACCUCGCUACCCACCCACACAAGAAAAAACCCAAAACUUCCACUUCUUCACCUAAUAACAACCCUUCUUCUCCAUCGCCCGCAGCCGCUGAAUUCUCCGUCUCCGCCUUUCGUGCCCUCUCCACUGAACAUAUUUGGGCUAUGGAAGCCCCUCUCCGUGACGCUCAGUGGCGUUCCCUUUACGGACUCUCGUAUCCUGUUUUCACCACCGUUGUUGAUAAGCUGAAACCCUACAUUACCCAGUCCCAACUCUCUCUACCUUCUGAUUACGCCGUUGCUAUGGUACUUUCUAGACUCUUCCACGGCUUUUCUGCUAAAACCCUAGCUACCCGUUAUGGCCUUGAACCUUACCUGAUCUCAAAAAUUACUAACAUGGUCACCAGACUCUUGGCUACUAAGCUUUACCCGGAGUUUAUCAAGAUUCCGGUGAGUCGACGGCGUCUUGUGGAGACCACUCAAGGGUUCCAAGAGCUGACUUCACUACCCAAUAUAUGUGGAGCUAUUGAUGGAACGGCCGUGAGGUUGCAGCAUCUUCCGUCCGAAACUGUUAACUCGUCCAUGUACUAUAGCCGAUAUGGGUUCCCAUCCAUAUUACUUCAGGUUGUUGCUGAUCACAAGAAGAUCUUUUGGGAUGUUUGUGUGAAAGCCCCAGGUGGAUUUGACGAUGCUACGCAUUUUAGAGAUAGUCUCUUGUAUAAUAGGUUGAUUUCUGAUGAUAUUGUUUGGGACAAAGUGGUUAAUGUUAGAGGAGAACAUGUGAGGCCCUACAUUAUUGGGGAUUGGUGUUUUCCGUUGUUGUCGUUUUUGCUCACUCCAUUUUCCGGGAAUAGGACUGGCUCACCUGCUGAGAAUGCCUAUGAUGAGGCCUUGUUAAAGGGGAGGAAGAUGGUUGAGGAAGCUAUAGGUUUGUUGAAAGGAAGGUGGAAAAUUCUUCAGAAUUUGAAUGUGGGACUCAGUCAUGCACCCCAAACUAUUGUUGCUUGUUGUGUGUUGCAUAACUUGUGUCAGAUUGCAAGGGAGCCGGAGCCAGAACUUUGGGGGGAGCCAGAAGAGAAUGGUUCCCCUCCAAGGGUGUUAGAGAAUGAGAAGUCUUUCUAUUAUUGUGGUGGAAGCGCGAGGCAGGCCUUGGCUGAUGAUCUAUAUCAACGGCUCUCAUCAAGAUGAGAAGAGUUUUCAGAAAGAUGCUUGCUUUGAUGGAAACCUGCAGCCGCUAUCCUUUGGGGUGUGCACAGGGUAACACCCCUGCUCCUAUCCGAAAGAUUUUAUGCUGGAGGAGGAAAUAGAAAGAUUUACUUGUCUGUGAUUCAUGAGCACAUAUGCAUCUGUCUUUGUUCAGCUCCUCAUUUUUACCUUAUUCUGACUAUCAUGACCUUUUAGUUGUCUAUAUUUCUGCAUUUGCUUGACCUAAGUUAGAAGGCAGCAUCCGGAGUCAUUGACCAUACAUAAGCUUGAGAUAUAAAAUCAUACAUUGAUUCUUCAUUUAUGAAAUCUGGAGUAGUUUUCUU